Molecule: messenger RNA, 1181 nt
Organism: Olea europaea var. sylvestris
Lineage: Eukaryota; Viridiplantae; Streptophyta; Magnoliopsida; Lamiales; Oleaceae
Product: cytokinin dehydrogenase 1-like
Exons: 3
Biological process (GO): cytokinin metabolic process
Molecular function (GO): flavin adenine dinucleotide binding; cytokinin dehydrogenase activity
Source: RefSeq, a predicted model, not a curated record
AAUGAUAACAAAAGAUAUGUCUUCUCACAGGUCAAAUGGAUCAGAGUUCUGUAUACAGACUUCUCUAUAUUUUCCAAGGACCAGGAGCAUCUAAUAUGUUCAGAAAUGUCUUUUGAUUAUAUAGAGGGGUUUGUCAUAAUAAAUCGAACCGGAUUAUUGAACAAUUGGAGAUCCUCAUUCAACGCCAAAGAUCCUCUUCAAGCCAGCCAAUUCAAUUCAGAAGGAAGAAUUCUAUACUGCCUGGAAGUUGCCAAAUACUUUGAUCCAGGCAAAUCUGAUCUUGUUAAUCAGAUCAUUGACACCCUCUUAUCAGAACUGAAUUACAUUCAGUGCACACUCUUUCUAUCAGAAGUCUCUUAUGUAGAUUUCCUGGAUAGAGUGCACGUCUCUGAAAUAAAACUCCGGGAAAAAGGGUUAUGGGAGGUUCCUCACCCCUGGUUAAAUCUUCUUAUCCCUAGAAGCGGGAUUCACGAGUUUGCUCAAGAAGUCUUCGGAAAUAUUCUUGCAGAUACCAGCAACGGUCCUGUACUCAUUUACCCAGUUAACAAAUCGAGAUGGAGAAAUAGGACUUCUAUGGUUACACCGGACGAGGAUGUUUUCUACCUAGUGGCAUUUCUAUCUUCUGCAACCCCAUCGUCUACAGGAAAAGAUGGGUUAGAACAUAUUUUAACACGAAACAGAAGAAUUCUACGCUUUUGUGAAGCGUCCCGUCUUGGGGUGAAACAAUACUUGGCCCAUUAUAGCACUCAGAAAGAGUGGAAAGCUCACUUUGGCACUCAAUGGGAAGUCUUUUCUCAGCGAAAAUCUAGAUACGACCCUCUGGCAAUCCUAGCUCCAGGUCAAAAUAUUUUCCAGAAAGCAAAGGCCUUCAGACAAGAAGGACCUCAAAGAUAAAAAGCAUUUAGUAUAUCGAGACUCGAGGCACAUAAAUUUUUAAUAAGACCUCUUAAGAGUUAGUAAAUUUGGAAAUUUUGUACCUGUGGCUUAGUAAUGUAGCAACAUACAUGUUGUUGCUAGUUCGAGAAUUUCGCCAAAAUGUACAGAGAAAAGUGCACUUGCGACAUGAUGAUCGGAAUAUGAAGAAUAUCAUACCCAAGCAAGAGUUGAUGCUAAGUUACCCAUAAAAUGUCGUUCGUGGUUUCUCCUUUUGUGCACCAAGCGAGCAUUCCCGCUACCCUGUG